This is a messenger RNA of Malassezia japonica, 309 nucleotides long. RefSeq lists its product as uncharacterized. Bases 1 to 309 code for a protein of 102 amino acids. Lineage: Eukaryota; Fungi; Basidiomycota; Malasseziomycetes; Malasseziales; Malasseziaceae. The record is from RefSeq and is a predicted model, not a curated record. The transcript is spliced from 3 exons.
AUGGUGUUCGUGCACAUUGUGCUGGUGAAGGUCAAGGCGCAGGUCCUCUCGAACGGCUACGAGGAGUUCAAGGCGCGCCUCGAGACGCUGCGUGAUCUGCAGGUGACCAAGGACGAGGUCGUGCAGCUCAAGUGGGGCCCUCCCCUGUGGGACGUUCGUGCGCAGGGCUUCAACUACGGUCUCUACUCCGUCUUCCGCACGCGCGAGGGCCUCGAGCGCUACAAAGACGACAACGACCACAAGGACUUUGCCAAGAUGAACCUCAUCCCGAACGUCGACGACGUCCUUGCGUACGACUUUGAGGUGUAG